AUGUCUGACGCCGACUAUUCCGACAGCAAAAAAGUUUUAUUAGCUUCCAUAACAACAACAACAAACCACAUCAGCAGCGGUGACGUCAUCACGAGCGCCACUGACGUCAUUUCUGGCCAAUUAUGUCUCGACGGAAACGUGGCGGUGCAGCAGCCGGAUACUCGGAAUCGGGAGCAAGUUAACGAUCCCGAAAAGCCACCAACAACAAAUAACAGCACUUCAACAACAGCAGCCAUGAACGCAAACAACAACAACAACAACCUCGACAACGUCUUCGAAUCAUCGUCAUCAUUCAACCACACGGAUUCGGUCGAUCCUUUGAAAAACCCAUUUACAGCAAGCGGCAAACUCAGCCGGAAAGCCGACUACAUAAUCAGCCAUUCAACCAUCACGAGAACCGAGUUAAGAAUAUCCGAUCCGGAUAUACCGAAAAAACCGACAUCUGAAGAACAUCCCCAGCCGGAAAUUGAACUGCCAUCUAUCAGAGAAACGGUUAUAGAGGCGGAAAAAUCGAAACUUAUCGAAAGUGGCGUCGUAAACGGUUAUGCAUCCAGUCCGGUUCAGGUGGAGGUCUCCCAGACCAUGUUAGACGAACCGGAAAAGGGUACAGCCGAGCAAAUCAUUAAUAUAAGAUACGAAAUACGAUUUCAUGCGGUGCGAUACGAUACGAUUCCAUACGAUACGAUUCUAUGCGAUACGAUUUCAUGCGAUACGAUACAAUUCGAUACGAUGCGACAUUCGGACACUGUCGUCGUCAUUCUAAGUUAG
This is a messenger RNA of Helobdella robusta, 768 nucleotides long. RefSeq lists its product as hypothetical. The record is from RefSeq and is a predicted model, not a curated record. NCBI's taxonomy places the organism in Eukaryota, Metazoa, Annelida, Clitellata, Rhynchobdellida, Glossiphoniidae. The transcript is spliced from 3 exons. The coding region runs from base 1 to 768 and encodes 255 amino acids.